GGGGAUAAGAAAAGAUAAUACCAUUGCGACGGCAACGCAAAUGGCUCGCGCCAUCACAAGCGCUUCCUUCUCCGCCUCGCCUCCCGGCGCUCCACACCUCGCCCUCCGCCACCCCUGGAUCACCCGGUCGGUUUCCGCCAGCCUCCAUUCGUCUCCGAUCGGGCUCGCGCGAAGCCCCAGACUGCUCGCGCGUGCGACGGCUCCCGUGGCCUGCGCCCCCGACCUCCUCCAGGCUGCAAAAGUUACGGUGGAUGAGUAUGUGAGAAACGGCAUGGUGGUUGGGUUGGGUUCGGGACGCGCCUCCGGCUUGGCUAUAAAGUAUCUGGGCCAGCGGCUGCGCGAGGGAGCUCUCAAGGGCAUUGUAGGAGUCCCCACUUCUGUUUCCAGUGCAAGCGAAGCAGCAAAAGCAGGAAUUCCACUGAACAACUACCAGGAGAAUCUUCAAAUUGAUUUUGCAUUUGAUGAUGCUGAUUUGAUUGAAGAGAGAACACUAAUCGCUAUAAUUGGACGGAGAAAAUUUGAGGGUGGGGAGUCCAUAAUUGAAGAAAAGUCAAUUGUGAAAACAGCUAGUGGACUUGCUUUCAUUGUUGCUGAGAAUCAAUACACAAGUGAUCUUGAUGGAUCUAUUCCAGUCUUGGUUAAUAGUGGUAAUUGGCUGGAGACUGCUGAAGAAAUAGAUGAUUUGUUUCUUGGAGAUGCUGAGGUAUGGAGAAGACCAUCAUCUGGCGAUGCAGGUCCACUGGGGGGUGACUUCCCAUUGGUUACUAGAGAAGGACACCAUGUUCUUGAUGUCAUUUUCACAUCUCCUAUACUUGAUCUAGGUAAAGAAUCAACGACAAGUAGCAGAAAGCCUGGACCAAAUUGACGGUGUUGUGGACCAUGGAAUAAUAUGUGGCAUUCCAUGCACUGUGAUAAUUGCCUCAAAUGACGGAGUAGAAGUUGUCGAUAACUUGUCGAAGGACCGAGUAAUUGACAGCUUAUGAAGUACUCUGCUAAGAAACUGGAAAUUUUAUUUUAUGCACAUCAAUAGUUCAAUAAGCUGAAAUCACUUUGGAUGUAUUGCAGGUCCAAAGAUUAAUCUAGGAUGCACGUACCAUGGAAGAGGCAUCAUUUAAUUCAUCUGAUUGUGCUGUCCAGGCCUAAAUUGUUUUGACUUCAUCAUUGAGAUGAUAAAUACCAAAUGUUUUUUUUGUUUUUGGAGGUGGUUUGCAUACCCACAGUCACUUCUGAUGGGGAGUGAUGUAAAUGGCUAUAGAAAACCAUCAACCCAUAUGUCUCUGUGCACAUAACAAGCUACGUAUGAAUGCAUUAGUCGUAAUUGCUGGA
Molecule: messenger RNA, 1326 nt
Organism: Musa acuminata AAA Group (dessert banana)
Lineage: Eukaryota; Viridiplantae; Streptophyta; Magnoliopsida; Zingiberales; Musaceae
Product: probable ribose-5-phosphate isomerase 4, chloroplastic
Exons: 9
Coding region: 41-865 (274 amino acids)
Biological process (GO): pentose-phosphate shunt, non-oxidative branch
Molecular function (GO): ribose-5-phosphate isomerase activity
Source: RefSeq, a predicted model, not a curated record